AGUAAAAAAAGAUAGAUAGAUAUUAGAUGUUUUUAAAAGCAUAAAUUGUGUAGCAUAGAUACACAUACGCACAUAAAUAUACAUAUAUAUAUCUAUAUUAGUAGACUCCAUAGUCCAAUUUCCGAGUAAAAGUAAUGAGUAUUAUCUUUUAUCAAUCCAGAGGCUGAUUUAUGAUUAUUUUUACCCAGGGCUAGAGGUUAUAAGCAACGGACUUUGGCAGGAAAUAUAAAUUCAGGAUGAAGGUUAAUCCUCGUGUGUUCUUCGACGUGGAAGUCGGAGGUCUUCCGAUGGGGCGAAUCGUCUUCGAGCUGUACAUGGACGUUUGUCCACGUACGUGUGAAAAUUUCCGCGCACUCUGCUCCGGUGAAUUAGGACUCGGCAAGACGACCGGGAAACCGCUGCAUUACAAAGGCACUGUCUUUCAUCGGGUUGUCAAGGAUUUUAUGAUUCAAGGUGGUGAUUUUUCAGUGGGCAAUGGCACUGGCGGGGAAUCUAUUUACGGAGGGACUUUUCCAGAUGAAAACUUUUCCGUUCAUCAUACGAAGCCUUUUCUUCUGUCGAUGGCCAAUCGUGGUAAAGAUACUAAUGGUUCGCAGUUUUUUAUUACAACGCAACCAGCGCCUCAUCUCGACAAUGUCCACGUGGUUUUCGGAGAGGUGGUUUCCGGCCAAGAAGUUGUUUCGCACAUCGAGGAUCUUCCAGUCGACAGGAUGUCGCGGCCACUCCAGGACGCGAAGAUUGCCAAGUGUGGGGAACUUGUUCUAAAAGUCAAAGCUAAAUCAAAAAAACGAGACAAGGAUUCAAGUUCUGCUGAUUCAGACUCCGAUUCAUCAACGGAAAAGAAGAAACGUAAAAAACAUAAGAAAAAUAAAAAGAGAGCUAAAUCCGAAGAUGGAGAAUUGGCAGACUCUCAUGAGGAAGAGGAUGAUCAAAACACACAUCCAUUGGUAUCAGUUACCAAGAUAGAUCCUGAUGAAAUACCAGAAGUGCCAGCAAAUAAAUUUUUAUUCCGCGCGGGGCCAACAAAUAAUUCAAAUCAAAAGGAGUUUCGGCAACAGCGUUUUGGUGGACGUGAUCGUAUGAGGAUCCAACGGAAGACCGGUCGAAUUUUUAAGGGCCGCGGGAUUUUCAGAUAUCAUACUCCUUCUCGGAGUCGUUCUCGGAGUGUAACUCCUCCCCAUUGGAAGCAGGCACAAAACCGUACAGUAAAAUUGCAUGAAUUGCAUCACAAAGAUGAUCAGAAACCGGAAGAUGAGAUUCCCGUCAUCAGUGUUCCGAAAAAACGGCGAUUUGUAGAAAAUCCUGAAGAUGAAGACGAAGCUAACAAUAAAAAUGAUGUUCAUAAUGACAAUAAUGUUUCAGAACGUAAAUUAAAACAGGAUAAUUAUCAAUCGUCACCAGAAGGCAAAGACAGGAUGUGGAAAAACGAUGAAAAAUUUUACAGGAACCCGGACAAUAAUGGCAGCAACAAUCAGUACCGUAUUAAUUUUAGAAACAGAGACAACAUGGACUACAGACGUAGAGACAGAAAUCGCGAGUUCAAUCGGGGAUAUCCUGGCAGAUUCGGCCGCCGUGACUCGAGGGAUCGUAACAGACGUGGACGCUCACGGUCUAGGGAUCACCGGAGAUCACGCGAGCGUGGGGAUCGACGCAGAAGCCGUGACCGCAGAAGCAAGAGGGAUUAUUCUCCCCGUAAACGGUCUCCUCACAAGUCCAAGCCAGAUAAACGAAGCGACAAUGAAGCGAAUUCAAAAUUACAAUCGACCGUUGAAGUUCGAAGCAAAUCAAAAGACAAAAAAGUAAAUUCCGCUUCCAGCACCGCUGAGAAACCAAAAUUCAAACGUCGCUCACGAAGCUCUUCGUCUUCAUCCAGCAGCCAACAAUCUAGACAUUAGAGCCUAUUUGAAAAAUUUUAAUUAUUCUUUAAAUAAUGAAUACGUAAUAUUUUUAUUAAAAACAUCACUUGAUAAUUUUUGAAAGUAAUGAUUCAAUUGUAUAAUCAAUAUAUGCAUAAUUAUUUUAUUACUACUAUUA
This is a messenger RNA of Microplitis demolitor, 2034 nucleotides long. RefSeq names its product peptidyl-prolyl cis-trans isomerase G (gene Moca-cyp). Gene Ontology annotation, biological process: protein folding; protein peptidyl-prolyl isomerization. The transcript is spliced from 8 exons. Gene Ontology annotation, molecular function: peptidyl-prolyl cis-trans isomerase activity. The record is from RefSeq and is a predicted model, not a curated record. The coding region runs from base 237 to 1895 and encodes 552 amino acids. Gene Ontology annotation, cellular component: intracellular membrane-bounded organelle. NCBI's taxonomy places the organism in Eukaryota, Metazoa, Arthropoda, Insecta, Hymenoptera, Braconidae.